This is a messenger RNA of Symbiodinium pilosum, 1452 nucleotides long. The record is from the annotation of a GenBank genome assembly. NCBI's taxonomy places the organism in Eukaryota, Dinophyceae, Suessiales, Symbiodiniaceae.
AUGCGGUCCGACUGCUUUUUCCUUUACAACAACGUCGAGGCUGCUCCCCACACCUGGUCCUUCUACGACGCCGGAUCCCUCCACCAGCAGACAGGCACCUUCGCUUCGAGGCGCCGCGCGCUCUACAACCGCAUCGACGGCUUCCUCUUCAAUGACCUGGGUGUCGACACCAACAACGACCAGUCCGGCAGGUCCAUGGGCCGACGGCGCCCAGGCAUCCCAGCCCCCCCACGAGGCCUGUCCGGGUCGACUGGGGCGGCCGUGCACCUGGCACACGCUCAAAUGCAGAAGCUACACCGCACCGCACAGGGCAAGAGAGCUCUCACCCUGCGCUUGAAGCAACUGUUGGCCAUUCGCUCCAGCUGUGCCAGGGAGCUCUGGGCGCGCGUUGAAGAGCACCUCGGAGCUGAGGCCGUGAAGGAGUACCAGCGCCGAGCCAGGACGCCCGGAUGCGCCCUGUUCCUGGCACCCCACCCAGAGCGGCGUCGCGGCCAAAGUGAAUCCAGCUCAAGGUGUGUUGCGCUGCCCCGUUUGCUCUGCAGCGCAGAUGCAAGCGUUGCAUCGAACAGCACGCGCGGAAAGCAAGCCCUCAAGCAGCUUCUGGCCCUCCGGUCCACUGAUGUCCUCCGGCUGUGUGGGCUCUUCGAGGAACAUCUUGGUUCAGCCGCCUUGACGUACUACAAGGGUCGUGCCGGCGCAGAGCCGAGGAAGACUGUACAGCAACAGUGGAAGGAGGAACUCAAGCUCCGCCAUUCCGUCCACCCUCUGCCCGACCAGGAGGGGCAGCGUGUCUGGAGGGAGCGUGCCCGGGAGGAUGGGCGUAUGCGAGACAAGAAGUUUGGCCUGGCGUUUUCCGAGCAGCACUCUGGCCGAGCAUGGAUGAGUGCAAGGGGCGCGGCACUUCGAGUUCUGGGCCCGCGAAGCCUCCUAGUUCAUGUGCACAGAGUGCCAUCGGCUGGAGCCUCGGCCGUUCCACCAGUCCAGCCACGACAAGAACAUCCAGCUCCGAGCUCGCCAGAAAAGAUGCAAACGCUGCGCCCGGGGCAUCGGCUACAAGGCGCCCGCAUCCCAGGGCCGCUUCGAGAUCUCACGGCUACUGCCCUGUGGGCCCUGUGUUCUUGCGGGGAAUACGGCUACCGCAUCCACACGGACAUGACCCGGCUACGCUGGCGCCCCCAGAGCGUCCAGGACCAGGUAGCCUGCGAGGCGAGGACAUGGAAAGAGCGCACGCAAUUCUUCCGUCUGCGCCCCAGCUACUCGGCCUCCCUGUCCUUCGUGGCGCAGCACGAUCUGUUCUUGGCCCAGACUGGUUGCGGACCAGACAAGUCGGCCCGACGCCUGCCGGUCCGCUUCCUGGAAACUCUGCAACUGGAGACUGCUUUGUGGCCCCACCUUUACCCAGCGGUCGCCCUCUGCGAGACUUUUGUGCGGCUGGAGGAUGGGCGUCGGGUG